AAAAGGCGCGCAACCAACUUCCCAUGCCUCGACGUUUGAGCACCUUUAGCGUCGGAGAAACGGUGACUCCAUUCGACAGACACCUUCUCGACGUGUAUGAAGGUCGCACACCAGACGGUCUCGCAUUCUUCGAAGCGCAUGGCUACUUUGAUGUAUGCGAUACAGCCAACACGGUUCAAAUGUUCCGCGAGAACGUCGGUUUAGAUGCGUUCUGGGACGACCGCGAGGACCUUGACACGUUUGACCCAUUUCAGCGGGCAACGGUGUACCCUUUCGGCUCGAAAAGCAAGGUGCCAAGCAGCCGUAUGCGCAAUGAACUACAUCGAACCAACUCGGGACGAUUCACGCUAUUGGAUGACGACGGUAACCCCGUUACCGAGGACGAUUUGCUGGAGAUGGAGCGGGAGGACCGUCUCAAAGUGAAGAGCUUAGAGCUCGACGAUGAGGACGUGGCUGAACUGGAAAACGAGUUGGUAUGUCUGAAGGAGGCCAAUGAGGUGAUCCGUGUGGAAAAGUAUCAUUUACAGCGAGUAUUCUUUCGAGCGCUUUACUCUGAAGACGCUGAUAAGUCAUCAGUGGAUCUAGAGGAUCGAUAUAGCUUUCCUAUGUUUGUUGAUCUCCCUCCACUCCCGCCUCCGGUCGCUUUACUGGAUCUGCCACCGUAUAGUGGCAAUUUAUUUGUGCUUCGAGAGUCUGUUGCGCUACUUCGACGCAGCUGGAGCAAGCGCUGGUGUACAUUGGACUUUCAAGCUUUCAUCGUCAGGAUGUACAAGCGCAGCUAUUGGCGAAGUCCUCGCGGUGAGAUCGAUCUACGUUCGGCGUCUAAGAUUGAGAUGAUGGGACAUGGAGGCUUCCGCAUCGAACUUAAGGGCAGCAACAUGUUGCUCUUGCGGUCAAGGAAUGAGAGAGAGGCGGCGAGUUGGGUGCAGCUACUCCGCAUCGCCAUGCAGAUCAUGUGGAGCAACGCAACUCGCUGUCCUGAGAUCUCCCGACUCACAAAUGGCUAA
This is a messenger RNA of Phytophthora infestans T30-4, 1007 nucleotides long. RefSeq lists its product as uncharacterized. The coding region runs from base 24 to 1007 and encodes 327 amino acids. Lineage: Eukaryota; Oomycota; Peronosporomycetes; Peronosporales; Peronosporaceae. The transcript has a single exon. The record is from RefSeq and is a predicted model, not a curated record.